Messenger RNA from Perkinsus marinus ATCC 50983, 262 nucleotides. RefSeq lists its product as hypothetical. The transcript has a single exon. The annotation marks the transcript as partial. Lineage: Eukaryota; Perkinsozoa; Perkinsida; Perkinsidae. The record is from RefSeq and is a predicted model, not a curated record.
AUACUCGGUGACGUUGACAAGCUACUCUCAUCCAUCUGCCGUCAGCGUCACCUUCAUAAUAACACUACCGUCGGGAUAUCCUCUGGAGAAGAGCCGAUCACCGGAAGUCGUAGUAGAGGAGGUCAGUGCUGCGACGGAUGCGGAGAUGUUGGGGGAGGAGGUGUUGAAGUAUUUGCUGAAACAUGUGCGGACUCAACUGGAGUCCGGAUACGUGUUCCCUCUGAUAGCGGCUGUGGAGUCGACUCGACAGUACAUUACUCAU